This is a messenger RNA of Ambispora gerdemannii, 816 nucleotides long. Lineage: Eukaryota; Fungi; Glomeromycota; Glomeromycetes; Archaeosporales; Ambisporaceae. The record is from the annotation of a GenBank genome assembly.
AUGAAAUUAGAAUAUUUACAAGAAUUAAACACCCAACAAAAACAAGCGGUUUACGAAGAAUACCCUCGAAUAUGCGUUAUUGCCGGACCCGGCUGUGGUAAAACAAAAACCUUAGUAAGUAGAGUUAUUUAUUUGUUAUCUAGCCAAAAAGCCCAACCGCAAAAUAUCCUGGUUUUAACUUUUGCCAAAAAAGCUAUUAAGGAAAUAAAAAAACGGGUUUUUUCUUAUGUUACUAUGGUUUCGCCCAAAGAUUUACAUAUUUACAAUUUCCACUCUUUUUGUUUUCAUGUUCUCAAUAAGCAUUCUCAUUUACUCGGUUUUCCUGAAAGCAAGUUUCCCGUUUAUGGCCGCUACGAACAAGAAGUAAUAAUUCGCAAAAUACUUUUACAAAAUAAUUAUAAUACCGAAAAAGGGGAGAUAAAUACUAUUCUGGCUGCUAUUAGUGGCUGGAAAAACGGUAAAUUAAGCACUGACCCGCUCCAAUUUGACGAAUUAACUAAAAAAAGAUACGAAAUAUACCAAAAAUACGAAGAAUAUUUAAAAACUAAUAAGGCGCUGGAUUUUAAUGAUUUGCUUCUUUAUACCAUUACUCUCUUUAACUAUCAUCCCCAAGUUCGCAAGGAAUAUCAGGAACAAUUUACUCAUAUUCUCUUGGAUGAAUUUCAAGACAUUAAUAGUAUUCAAUGGGAAGUAAUUAAGUUAAUUUUGAGUGCCAAGCAAAAUGUUUUUUUGGUGGGAGACCCCAAUCAGGCUAUUUAUGGUUUUCAAGGGGCCACCCCACAAUUAAUUGCCUCUUUUACGCAAGAUAAGGAAUGA